Molecule: messenger RNA, 1012 nt
Organism: Sclerotinia trifoliorum
Lineage: Eukaryota; Fungi; Ascomycota; Leotiomycetes; Helotiales; Sclerotiniaceae
Source: the annotation of a GenBank genome assembly
ACGACAUAGAUCAUUGAUGAAGUUAUUGAAUUAUUAAUCUACGAAAUUAACAUCUUAAUCAUGGCGGAUGCAGCAAAGAUACAGUAAGAAUCUUGUACUUCUGUGGAUUCUCUCUGCACAUACUAAUUUAUUCUUCAGAGAACUUCUCGCAAAGCCUCGCAAUGAGCUCACGUAUGUCCAGCACUUCCCUCCAACUAUACACCAGACUUAUCAGACUAACCUUCAUCAGUGAGUUCGAGGUCGCCCAAAUCGAAGAACACGAAUUCACAUCUGGUCCCCUCUCCCUUCUUCAGGCUGCUGUCCGCUCUCAUGGGCAAGUAUUGAUUUCCUGCCGUAACAAUCGAAAAUUACUUGCGCGCGUCAAGGCUUUUGAUCGUCAUUGCAAUAUGGUGUUGGAGAAUGUGAAGGAGAUGUGGACUGAGACGCCAAGGUUGACCGGUGGCGGAAAAGGAAGACCAGUUAAUAAGGAUAGAUUUAUCAGUAAGAUGUGAGUAUUCUGUACUUGGAUUGUCAAUUGGACAUUGCGCGGACCGUGAGAUCAGAGUUGGACGAGAAACUACGAGUAAAUGAUGCCACGUAUCAGUUGAUGGAAGGCAGCAUGGGGAACACAGCUAACACGAUUCGACUCUUCCAGGUUUUUAAGAGGAGAUUCCGUUAUUCUAGUCCUUCUAAGCUGAACGGUCGACAUUCGAAGGUCAAGAUAUAUGGAUGGACAGAAGAGGGGAUCAGCCAAGGAUCUAUCAAAAAACACCCGACAGGACCUGUGGAGGAAAUAAAUGUGAUAGUUUCGGGCGUUGUCAAGAUCAACGCGCAUACCAAAUCAGCUUAUAGCUAUGAAUUCAAUGCACGCAUGAGAAAGUUCAUGCCAAAUAGGGAACCAAUUUUAUGGAGAAUAGGAAUAUUAGAUGAGAAAGAAACUCUCUUUAAAUUUCAGAUGGGAUACAUCGCUGGUGACUUGCUAUUGUGAUAUGAAUAUCAUUCAUGGAUCAUCCCUAGAGGUUAGUCUCAUUUG